UAAACCCCAAAAUUCCGAUAGCACGUAAAGGCAGCAGUGUACAUAACACCUGAGUUAACCUCUGAGGUUAUUCAGUGACGGAGCCUGAAGACAGACAGGACGGAGACAUGGCUGCACUCUUCAAAGCCCGGAGAGCUCUCAGCUUGUGUCUCACUGGUUGUCGGAGUCUGUCUCAGCUGGCAGAGUUACCGGACACUCACCAGCUCCUCAGACAGACCUGCAGAGACUUCGCCGACCGAGAACUGAUCCCCAUCGCUACCAAACUGGACAAAGAGCAUGCUUACCCUGCCAAACAGAUUGAGGAGCUGGGGGCGUUAGGGGUGAUGGCCAUGGAGGUCCCGGAGGAGCUGGGCGGAGCCGGGAUGGACUACCUGGCGUACAGUCUGGCGGUCGAGGAAAUCAGCCGAGGCUGCGCCAGCACGGGGGUGGUGGUGUCUGUUAAUAAUUCGCUCUACAUCGGGCCCAUCCUGAAGAACGGGACAGAAGAACAGAAGAAGCAGUGGAUCACGCCGUUCACCACCGGAGAGAAGGUGGGCUGCUUCGCCCUCAGCGAGCCAGGUAACGGCAGCGACGCGGGCGCCGCCUCCACGGUGGCUCGUCAGGACGGAGACGAGUGGGUCCUGAACGGGACCAAAGCCUGGAUCACCAACAGCUGGGACGCCUCGGCCACCGUCGUGUUCGCCACCACCGACAAGAAGCUCAAACACAAGGGCAUCAGUGCCUUCCUCAUCCCCAUGCCCCACCCCGGCCUCUCUCUGGGGAAGAAGGAGGACAAGCUGGGCAUCAGAGCCUCGUCCACCGCCAACAUCAUCCUGGAGGACUGCAGGAUCCCACUGGACUACAUGCUGGGACCUCGCGGAGCCGGAUUCAAGAUCGCCAUGCAAACCCUGGACAGCGGGCGGAUCGGCAUCGCGGCCCAGGCUCUCGGUAUCGCCCAGGCGUCUCUGGACUGUGCCGCCGACUACGCAAACAAGCGCACCGCGUUCGGAUCGCCCAUUGGCAAGCUGCAGGCCAUCCAGUUCAAACUGGCCGACAUGGCCAUGGCGUUGGAGAGCGCUCGCCUGCUCACCUGGAAGGCCGCCAUCCUCCGAGAUGCAAAGCGACCUUUCACCAAGGAAGCAGCGAUGGCUAAACUCUCCGCAUCUGAAGCCGCCACAUUCUGCGCUCAUCAGGCGAUCCAGGUUCUGGGUGGGAUGGGUUACGUGUCGGACAUGCCCGCCGAGAGGCAUUACCGCGACGCUCGCAUUACCGAGAUCUACGAGGGCACCAGCGAGAUCCAGAGGCUGGUUAUUGCCGGCCAGAUACUGAAGGAGUACCAGUCAUAGAUGCACUUCUGUCUGAGCCUUUUGGUGCAAUGAUGUACACAAAAUCCAGACCUGGAGUCAGAUAAAUCCACAUCACCUAAAGAUAAAAGACUCUAAUACAAGCUGACGUGCAGCUUUUCUGCAGAGAUUCAGAGGAAAUUCACACGAUUGUACGUCUCGAGGGAAUCCAGGAAUUAAUCUUUAACACUGUUAGAAAAAGAACAUGUCUCUGCUGCUUCCAGUACAUCGUUUCAAUCCUCUUUGUUGGUGCACAAAGAGCAUAAAAAUGACAUUAAACAGUUUAUAUGUGACUUGUCUUCAGAGACGAGUCAAAAGCAACUUAUCUUGAUGGGAAAAAAAACACACUGAAAUCUAUUUUUUGUGAAGAAACAAGCUGUAAUUCAUCAGAAACUUUGUGAAUAUCUGGGCUUUCACAGUUUAGAGGAACUGUCUUCUUGAACCUCUUUGGCAUUAAAGUUAUACGGUCUUAUUUAUCUACAAUGAU
Messenger RNA from Centropristis striata (black sea bass), 1809 nucleotides. RefSeq names its product acyl-CoA dehydrogenase short chain (gene acads). NCBI's taxonomy places the organism in Eukaryota, Metazoa, Chordata, Actinopteri, Perciformes, Serranidae. Gene Ontology annotation, cellular component: mitochondrion. Gene Ontology annotation, molecular function: flavin adenine dinucleotide binding. The record is from RefSeq and is a predicted model, not a curated record. The transcript has 10 exons. The coding region runs from base 108 to 1325 and encodes 405 amino acids. Gene Ontology annotation, biological process: fatty acid beta-oxidation using acyl-CoA dehydrogenase; butyrate catabolic process.